This is a messenger RNA of Misgurnus anguillicaudatus (oriental weatherfish), 947 nucleotides long. RefSeq names its product ELL associated factor 1 (gene eaf1). Gene Ontology annotation, molecular function: transcription elongation factor activity. The record is from RefSeq and is a predicted model, not a curated record. Gene Ontology annotation, cellular component: super elongation complex. Gene Ontology annotation, biological process: transcription elongation by RNA polymerase II. Lineage: Eukaryota; Metazoa; Chordata; Actinopteri; Cypriniformes; Cobitidae.
GAAGUGACCCGGAAACGUUAGUUCUGUCAGGGUUGUUUUUAAACAAUUUUUAAUUUCUAGUUCGCCAAAGGUUAAUUUCAAUUUUAAGCCUAAUAUUAAUACACAAAGAAUUGAUGUUUAACUGGAGACAGGUGUGAUGUGCAGUGAUGAACGGCAGCUCGAACCCGCCUCUGGAUAAAGACGAGCAUGUAUUAAAGCUCGGAGACAGUUUUGAGAAGAGACCAAAAUCAUCUUUUCACACCAUCAGAUAUGAUUUUAAGCCAGCAUCUAUUGAUACGUCUUGUGAAGGAGAUUUACAAGUAGGAAAAGGAGAUGAGGUCACCAUCACAUUACCACACAUACCAGGCUCCACUCCACCAAUGACAGUGUUUAAGGGCAACAAAAGGCCAUAUCAGAAAGACUGUGUCCUGAUCAUCAAUCAUGACACUGGAGAGUUUAUGUUGGAAAAGCUCAGCAGCAGCAUACAAGUCAAGAAAACAAGAGCUGAGGGCAGCAGUAAGAUCCAGGCUCGCAUAGAGCAGCAGUCAGUGAGAACCAACCAGCUGACCCCACAGUUUCGGGCCCCUGUCAAGCCAGGAGCAGGUACUAAGACCUCGCCGACUAAGGACAACCCUUCGCCUGAGCCUCAACUGGAUGACAUCAAACGAGAGCUGCGUGCCGAGGUGGACAUAAUUGAGCAAAUGAGCAGCAGCAGCAGCUCUUCAGACUCUGGCAGUUGUUCUGGCAGCGGUGACGAUAGCUCGUGCAGUGAUGGAGAACAGGAAGCUCACGUCUCACCCAGCAGGAACAGCGUGGCAAAUGGCACCAACACAUCACAGGCCAACAACCAGUUGAUGAAUACACUGAGGAACGAUCUUCAGCUGAGUGAAUCUGGCAGUGACAGUGAUAUCGACUGAUCUGCUCUUUGAUGUCCUGCUAUUUAAAUAAAUUGUUCUUUCUGUGUUUUA